AUGCCGGAGAAAGAAUUCAAGCUCCCAAGAACUCCUCUACCACCACCGAGCAGACCAACCCGCCACGAACCUACCACCAUCAACCGCCGGAGAGACACAGAAAACAACUACACCGAAAGAGAGGAGAAGAGAGUAGCCGGCAAACACAAGCUUGAGGAAGCUUCACCGGAUCAUGUCCUCAACGGAUCCAGAUCUGCAGAGCUUUCCACCGGAAUACCCUUCUCUGCCUCGAGGAAGAGUCGCCACCGGAACAGCUAG
Messenger RNA from Microthlaspi erraticum, 258 nucleotides. NCBI's taxonomy places the organism in Eukaryota, Viridiplantae, Streptophyta, Magnoliopsida, Brassicales, Brassicaceae. The record is from the annotation of a GenBank genome assembly.